Molecule: messenger RNA, 3420 nt
Organism: Ctenopharyngodon idella (grass carp)
Lineage: Eukaryota; Metazoa; Chordata; Actinopteri; Cypriniformes; Xenocyprididae
Product: gastrula zinc finger protein XlCGF57.1-like
Exons: 3
Coding region: 324-2162 (612 amino acids)
Biological process (GO): regulation of transcription by RNA polymerase II
Cellular component (GO): nucleus
Molecular function (GO): DNA-binding transcription factor activity, RNA polymerase II-specific; RNA polymerase II transcription regulatory region sequence-specific DNA binding
Source: RefSeq, a predicted model, not a curated record
GCCUUUAGACAGAAUCUAGCAUUCAGAUAUGGUGCUCACUCUAUCAUUAGCAGUUUUUAUAUUUUUUUCAGCUGACAGCUAUUUGUUUUUAAAUACGUAAUUCAAUGAUUCACUUUACAUUUCUUUGACAUGUUAUUUGUAUGUAGUCUUUUAUGUAUGUACAUUCCUAUGCGCUUUCUGCGAUUUUAGACAGUAUUUGUGGACGGGACUUUUAUUUUGGUCUGGUGUUAUGACAUCAUAAGGCUGGACCUUUCUUCUCUGGCUCAACAAAGGUUCGAGUUUUUGAACGCUUAUGUAUUUGGAACAAGAAACAAGUUUUCAAGAUGGCAUUCAUAAAAGAGGAGACUGAAGACAUAAGUAUUUCAGAACAAUUCAGUCUGAAAAAUGAAGAUGCUGAAGAUCAUACAGACCUGGUGGUGAUGAAAGUGGAGAGUCAAGAACUGAAUGAAAUGCAGGAGGAAGAUCAUCAUAGAGAAACACUUUGCUCACAGACUGAACAGGAGUCCUCACAAAAAAGAGCUCGGAAGACAGGUUCUAAAAAGUGUUACAUCUGCCCUCAGUGUGGCAGGAAUUUCACUUAUGAAAAAAGCCUUAAAAAACAUGAGGCAAAUCACACUGGACAGUGCCCUUUCACCUGCCAACAGUGUGGGAACAUUUUCACUACAAAAGGAAGCCUUAAAAACCACAUGAGAGUUCACACUGGAGAGAAACCUUACACAUGUGAUCAGUGUGGAAAGAGUUACACACGAAGCAAGACCUUAAGGGAUCACAUGAGGAUUCACACUGGAGAAAGGCCUUACACAUGUAAUCAGUGCGGAAAAAGUUACAUACGAAGCAAGACCUUAAGAGAUCACAUGAGGAUUCACACUGGAGAAAGGCCUUACACAUGUAAUCAGUGUGGAAAGAGUUUCAUACAUAAAGUAACCCUUAAUUUACACAUGAGAAUUCACUCAAGAGAGAACCAUUUUAUAUGCCAUCAAUGUGGAAAGAGUUUCAAAGACAUAACACGCCUUAACAGGCAUGUAAUAAUUCACUCUGGAGAGAAGCCCUUCAAAUGCCACCAAUGUGGAAAGGGGUUUCAAAUAAGUAACAACCUUAAGGCACACAUGAGAUGUCACACUGAGGAGAAGCCUUUCAAGUGCCAUCAAUGUGGAAAGUGUUUAAAACACGAAACAUCCCUUAACUACCACAUGAGACUUCACACUGGAGAGAGGCCUUUCACCUGCCCUCAGUGUGGAAAGAGUUUCAUUCUUGAAGGACAACUUAGUCGUCACAUGAGAUACAUUCACACAGAUGAGAAGCCUUUCGUGUGCCAUUACUGUGGAAGGAUUUGUGAAAGCAAAUCAAACCUUAAGAUUCACAUACAAAUUCACACUGGAGAAAAGCCUUUCUCCUGCCCUCAGUGUGGAAAGAGUUUCAUACAUAAAGGACUGCUUAAUUAUCACAUGAAACUUCACACUGGAGAAAAGCCUUUCAGCUGCCAUCUGUGUGGUAUGGGUUUCAGAUAUAAAGGACUUCUUAAUGGUCACAUGAGAAGUGUGCACACCAAUGAGAAGCCUUUUACCUGCCAUCACUGUGGAAGGAUCUGCGAAAGCAAAUCAAAACUUCAAAUUCACAUGCGAAUUCACACUGGAGAAAGGCCUUUCUCCUGCCCUUGUGGAAAAAGUUUCGCACUUAAAGGAAACCUUACGGCUCACAUGAGACUUCACACUGGAGACAGGCCUUACAUGUGUGUUCAGUGUGAGAAGAGUUUUGCUUAUCUAAGACAGCUUAAAAGUCAUUUGCAAACUCAUUUUGGAGAGAAAUCGCAGUGUUCUGAGUGUGGCAAGAGGUUUGCAAAGAUGAGCAAUUUCAAAAAUCAUCUGCGCAUUCACUCUGGACUAAGGCCAUUCAAUUGUAAUCAGUGUAAUAAAACAUUUAUUUUGCCUUCACACUUAGAGAUACACCUGAAAAUUCAUGCAGACAAAAGACCCUAUGUGUGCUCUCCGUGUAGAAAGAGUUUUAAAUGGCUCUGCAAUUUUAGAUCGCAUCGGAGAUUUCAUGUCCGUGGGAAACCUAAUUCCAGAGCAAGCUACUUGAAAGGAAAGAAACAAAUCCAUACUGGAGAAAAACCUGACAUUGUAACAAGUGACUUUCGUGGGGGUCAUGUGAUGGCGCCUUAAUUGUGUUAAACAAUGUUGCUGCUUUUUGUCAGUGUUGUACUACAAAGUGUCAUGUGGUGGAGGAGGUACUGUAUCACUGUUUUUCAUUUUGUAUCACCGAGUAAAUAGUUUUACUUAGUCAUGGCUCAUCUGUAGAGGCAGGUGUGGCAGUGCCCCAUUAAACAUUCAUCCACUUGAAGACAUAGACGUUAGCUUAAUCAAUCCUAAAUAACUCGUAAAUGUGUUCAGCAUUCUGCAACAAAUAUUUUUCAAGUUUCUAUAGUUUCUAGACUAUUUUAAGUCAUAAAGUGAGAUGGAUGUAUUAAAAUUUCAUGUAUGGCUUUAGUUUAGUCUGCAUCAGUUCAGCAACUAGUAAGUCUGAUUGUGAACUUGUUCAUUGUUCUUUAACAGGAGGCAGGAGGAUGUGUGGAGUAGUGUACUAAAUUAGUGAAUGUGUAAAUCCUUUGUGCUCAUGUUAAGAGGCUGCUCACUGUAGAGCCAAUUGGUGAAGCUUGACGUUCCAACUACACUUUAACCCUACCCAUAACCCUAUCCCUAGUCUCAGCCUCAGACGUCAUGCCCACGGACUGUUGGCUGAACGUCUGAUGCAUAUGGCACACAAAAUGGGAAAUGCUUCUGGAGUUUAGAAGUCGUCAUCUGAGGGUUUCCUGGAGAUGUGUGUCAUGUUCUUUAAUGGUCCACCUGGGAACAAGGCCAUCAUGAUGCCAAACCCCCUCAUGGAAGAGGAAAGCUGUCGUGUUUAUAACUGUGACAAGGAACGCUUACCAGGAUCAGCUAAAUGCUGGAUUUUCAAAAGUAUGUGAAGUUCGCUGCGCCACAGUUGCAGUAAACUUGCACAACGUUCUUGAAUCUGUUAUUGUAAGGACAUCGACUUUACAUUUUCAAGCCCCUAAACAUGAUGCAGAAACAAAAUGAACUGUGAUUGGUUGCUUUACAUGUCGGGUAGAUGUCCUCUUGAGUGGUCCUUGGCAAUUGAAAGCUGCGAUGGAGUCCAGACCUUCUGCUGUCAGUCUGAAGGUCUGGCUACGCGAGACUACCCUAUCCCUAAAUAUAAAUAGGUCAAGCUCCACCCAUUACAUCCAGAGAGGGGGAGCUGGACGUCAUUUGGCUCUGUGAGCAUUACUUGCAUGUGAACAGCUUGUAAACUGUUUGGUUGUGUUUGUUUUAUAUUUGUUACAUCUAUAUGGCUUUAUUUUUACCUCUUCUAAAUUCCUAAUAUUCUAUAUCAACAUUCGUACACAAUAAAUACUAGGCUACA